AUGUUCAUAUUAAAAUUACGACGAUUUUUCUGUGAAUUGAAUCUUUUUCGAAAUCCUUAUGUUAUUAAUAAUCGUCAUCAAAUCAAAAAUCAAUACAUCUCAACACGUAUUUUUAUUUUAACAUUUCCAAUUAUUCUUUUAAGUGUUAUCUUAUAUUUAUCAUUAAGUUCUAUUACUAUGACAACAUCAAUUGAAGGUAUAAAUGAUGAAUUAUUUCGAAAACUUCAUUAUCAAUAUAAUGAUACUUUAAAAUGUCCAUGUUCAAAUUUAUCAAUUCCAUAUCAAUCAUUUGUUUCAAUAACAACUACUUUUCAUCCAAUUUGUUCUGUUGAUUUUGAUCCUUUAAUUAACGCUUUAUUCAAAUAUACAGAAUCUCUAUCAAAUCAUCAUGAUUUUCGUUUCACAGCUGCAUUGCAAUUUCGUCUUCUAAUUCAUUUAUGUUUUUCCGCCAAAGAAAUUCUAAGAACGCGUUUAAUUGAUUUCAAUAAUACCUUAUUUGUGGAUAUUUUCUUGCUUGAUGAAACAAACUUUCAUAGUCGAGUGAAACAGCUAAUUGAUGGAUUCUUUCAAAUAAUCAUCAAUGAUUUUAUUAGUUCAUUACAAAUAAUUCGUGUAAAUACUUUUAUUAAUCAGUUCAUAUCGGGUAUUCAUUCAAAUUAUAAAAUCAUCGGUGAAAGACGAGUUUGCCGAAAGAAAUUUCGUUCAGCAGUAUACAGUUGUCAUUGGGAAUUCACCACUCAUUCUGAAAAAUAUGCUCGAACUUGCGAUUGUUCCUCAUCAUUUUCAUGUUUUUCACCUGCUAUAAUCUAUGAUAAUAAUAAAACAUUUAUUGUCAAUGGUUUUCAAAUUGGUUGUUAUGUUGUUGAAUCUCUUUUAUCAUCUUCAUUAGAAUGUUUUUAUAAUAUGUCGUGUCUAAAUCAAUUACUUUAUUAUAUUGAAUUGAAUACAAGUAUUAUUUUACAACCUUCGAAGAAAUUUCAUGCGACAGAUUCGAUUGAACUACUCAUCAAUGAAUUAUUUGUAGACGAUUGGUAUCAUUCAGUUGAUUAUAAAGCUUAUUUUACUGCUUGUCAAGUUAGAAAAUGUACUUAUUCAUAUGAAGAUCGUCGAUCAAUAUUACUUAUUGCUACAACGAUAGUGAGUGUCAUCGGUGGAUUGACAACAACACUUUUUUGCAUUAUUCCUAUUAUUAUAAAAUUUAUUCGAAAGCAAAAAACUGUUCGAAUUCGAACAGUCAAUCAUCAAAACACAAUCCAUCGGUUACCUCGUCUUUUUAAUCGACAAAAAUUAAUAAAACGAAUUCGUCUAAUCAAUUUAUUUAAAUCAGUGCAUUCUCGAACAGAAUUUGAUAUUCAGAAUGAAUUUUUAUCAACUCGUAUUUAUAUAAUAUUACUUUUGAUAAUAUUAUGUAUUUCAAUUGAAUAUCAUAUUACAUCAAUGAGUAUUAAAACAUUAACAAUACAAACUCCUUCGUUUAAUCUUAUCAGUAAUAUAAAUGAAUCGUCAUUGAAAUGUUCUUGUUCAAUGAUAACGAUUUCAUUCAAAACAUUUAUUAGAAUACAACCUAGAUUUCAUCCAAUAUGUUCUAGUGACUUUGUUAAUCAAACAUUAUUGAAUACAAUUAAUACAACAAAUAAUUAUGAAGCUGAAAUAUUACAAAAGCGCUUUUAUAUUCUUUCACUUUUUUGUCAAUUAUCAAAACAAACAUUAGAAUUUGCACUUGAUCAAUUGGAUAAUACUCACUUUUUAAGUCCAGAAUUAAUCUUUGAAAAUCAAUUUCAAACUAAAAUAAAUGAGAUUAUUAAUCAAACAAUUGCAGUUGCAUGUUCAACAUUUAAUACUUUCAUUAAUCUUAUGAUUGAUACAAAUACUAUUAAUAAUCUUUUAUCUAAUGAUGCUAUAUUUCAACCAUCAGGUGCUUGGAGUGUAAUAGAUUUAAAUAAACCUGUUCUUUUCUUUAACAAAAUUGAUCAUACAUUUGAUAACAGGAAAUGUAUAUUCUCGAAUCAAUUAGGAAAUAUUACUUUUGAUCAAUUCUAUACAAAUUGUAAUGUUUUACAAGCAUUAAUGAGUUCAUCUCUUCUUUCUUUCUAUAAUAUUAUUCAUGUUAAGUUAUUUCACAAUUAUAUUCAAAAUAUUUUAUAUCGUCCAUUGGAAAUUCCGACGAAUUAUUUAAAAAAUGCAACCAUUGCGUACAUUUUGAACACAUUAAUGGUCGAUACUUAUACGAAAAGUAUAUCAUAUGAAAAUUAUUUUAAGAAAUGUAAAACACAAACAUGUACAUAUAAAAAAGAAUCACAAGAAAGUUUUAUAGAUAUUAUUCUUACAAUGAUUGGUUUUAUAGGAGGAAUUAUGGGAAUACUUCAUGUUUUUAUCAAGAUUGUUGUUCAAUUUCUACGGAAUAUAAUAAGAAAAACUAAUCGAAACAUUUCUCAAAGAAGAAAUUUUUGGAAUUUUAUUAAUUCUCAAUAUAAGAAAAUAUAUUCGAUCAAUACUUUUGGUCAUUUCAAUGAUUUAAAACGAAACCAAAUAAUAUCAACACGAAUUUUUCUUAUUCUAUUUCUUAUUAUUCUUAUUAUAUUGACAUUUUACACAUCUCUAACAUUUACUGAACGUUUCGUGGAAAUUAAUCAACCAUCUUAUAAUAAAUUUCUUUCUCUUAAUAAACAAUAUUCUUCAUCAAAUCUCAUAUGUUCAUGUUCAAAUAUUUACAUUCCUUAUCGAACAUUUCUAUCAUUUUCACCGAAAUUUCAUCAGAUAUGUUCAAGUGUGUUUAGUCAAACUAGAUUUUUAGACUUAUUGGUACAUCAGACAAUUUUACUUGUCCGUUUCUAUGAUUAUCGACAAUUCAGUUGGGAAAUAUUUACUGCAAUUCGAGUUUUUUGUGAUUUAUCUCGGAAAACAGUUGAAGAACAAGUGAAUAUAUUUUUAUCGGCAACAUUAAUUUCAAAUCAAGUUUUAAGUGAAGAACAACUUCAAGCACAUAUUGAACCUCUUAUUCAAGCUAUGAUACAAGUUAGUCAACAAAAAAUCAAUAUUUUGAUCAAACUUAUUCGGGAUGUGACAUAUGCAAAUCAAAUCGUGUCAAAUUCCUUUACUAAUCUCAAUGUGGAAGAUUUAGACUUGGCAAAUGAAACAGGAUCAAAUCGAACAAUAGGUUUAACUAAUAAACGCUAUGGAAAUUGUAACUGUUUAACUUCUUCAUCAUGUAUUAUACCAGCGAUUACUCAAGAUAAUUUAAAUCCAAGAUUUUCAUUUGAUGGUUUCUUUAUUGGAUGUUAUAUUCUUGACAGUGUUCUUCUUUCAUCAAUGAAAUGUCUUUAUUCACAAAAAUGUAUUGAUCGUGCCGUCGUAUCUGCUAUGAAUGUACCAUUAUAUGCAACUGAUGUUUUCCCUUCUGCUUUGAAUCCGAAUGAAAAUAGUUCCUACACGGUAAAUACUACAUUUUCCGAUUUAUUCGCGAAGUUAAUGUUAGAAACAUGGAAUCAAAAACUUUCACAUUCAUUUUAUUAUCAAUCAUGUAAUGUUUCAUCAUGUACUUAUACAUUUAUUGUUAGAAGAGAAUUUACAUAUAUUACAACAAUAUUAUUUGGUAUUAUAGGUGGUUUAAAUAAAGUUUUGCGAGUUAUUGUACCUCGCUUUGUUUCAUUUACAAUGAAAAUCCUUUAUCGAAACAAAGUUACACCGACUGCUUAUUAG
This is a messenger RNA of Adineta ricciae, 3699 nucleotides long. The record is from the annotation of a GenBank genome assembly. NCBI's taxonomy places the organism in Eukaryota, Metazoa, Rotifera, Eurotatoria, Adinetida, Adinetidae.